AUGCCGGGAAUGGGAACAAUGAACCAGCAUCCUCCGCCACCUCACGGGCAAUCUCCCGCUCCCCCUCAUCGCAGGCAAGCCGAGAUACCAUAUACAAGUGGGCCGCCUAAUGCCCGCUCUUCGCAAGCAUUCACGGGCUAUCAUCCUCACGCCCACACCCAUGCCACUGGACCAUUGCCUCCAUAUACUCCUCACCAAUAUCAGCCGCAUUGGUAUUCUUAUCCACAGAUGCCCCAUCCACCUCACCCCAUACCACCACAGCCGUACCAGUCGUACAGUCCUCUAAUCGUCUCUUCAUAUCCUCGUUCUCAACAUAUUGCCGCCACUCUUCCUCCUCACUCUCUCCCGCAACACCCAACCACCUCAACCCCGCAAGCUGCCUCGUUUACUUCUACCCCUCCACCUCUGUCGGCAGUUUCAGCGCCAGUCAAGUCAGACGCAAAAGAAGAUGCACCUCGUAUCCAACAACUAGAGGUACAAGUGAAAGGAUCUGAUACCUCUGCCGAUUCCUCUCCUCUCACGCCCUGUUCCAAUUCUCAACCACCGGAGGUAAAAAAACAAACUAAAGAACAACAGCCAACCAAAGCGCCAUUCAAACCACCUCUUCCCUGGCUGUCGGUCCCCGAAGCCCCGUUCCCUCGACGCCUGCCUCGGCGACGAAAGCCUGGGUUCUCCCAAAUUACACAACAAUCCGUUGCAUUAUCUUUCAAAGUUGAAAAUGAUGUUAAUGGCCCCAAACCUACUACUCUAGCUCUCGUGGAAGACUUCACCGCUGCGACCCCCACAACGUCGCAUCCAACAUCUGAGCCUGCAUCGACACAACCCACUAGCCCUUCAACCAGCGUCAGCGUCCAUACCCCACUUCAUGGUCGCCAAUCCUCCCAAUCAACUACAUCACGACAUAUAGCGCCCAUAAUUCCCAUUAUUCCGAUCCUCCCACCUAGCCCUGUUGUUCAUAAACAAAGCCCACAAAAGAUCGAAAAAGUUUCUGAAAGCGCAAAAGCGAAUGGACAGGUCUCUGCAGAUAGUCUUAGCGAGCCUGCUGAAGAUCUGUCCGUUAAACAGGAUGUGAAGCCCGCUCCCAUCUCACGCCCGCCACCAAAAUCAUGGGCUGACCUGGUUCGAACCACAAAGCCAAGUACUGCCAGCAAUAGCGUUCUACCGUCCUCAGGAGUCGUUGGCGCCCUGGGCUCUACCAAAAAUGAAUCUCUCUCCGAUGUCAUUAAUGAUCUUGGGUCUUCUGAACUUGAGUUCUACAGCAGCAGUAAUAAUAUGGUUACUUUUUUCGAGCCUCGUGGUCUCGUCAACACAGGGAAUAUGUGCUACAUGAACUCUAUUCUCCAAGUGCUAGUCUUUUGCGUCCCCUUCUACAACUUCCUUGAUCGAAUUAGUCGUCGUGCUGCACAUGCCUUCAAGAGCGAAUUACCCCUUCUUGAUGCCAUGAUCAUGUUUAUGAGAGAGUUCAGAGUAAUUGAUUCUGCUGUAUCGACCGAACAGCUACGGCUACGUUUGAAACCAAAUGAGCUAGAGCAGUUCGGUCCGUCAUUGAUACCUGAACACGUGUACCAAGUUAUUCGGCAUCUUCCUCGUUUCAGAGAUAUGCGCCGAGGACACCAACAAGAUGCACAAGAAUUUCUUGGCUUUCUUUUUGAAGAACUCCACGAAGAAUGCUUACUUGCAGUGAAGAGUUCGAAUACUCCUUCUGAUGUCCCGACUCCCAGUGAUCUCGAUGAUCUUUCCAUUACUAAUACUUCAGAGGGUUGGCUUGAAGUUGGCCAUAAACAAAAACCCGCCGUUACCAGGUCUUCGGGCCACAUCGCCACGGAAUCUCCGAUCACAAAAAUUUUCGGAGGCAAGAUCCGUUCCGAAUUCAGGGUUCCAGGCAACAAAAUAUCCGUCACCCUGGAGCCAUACCAGUCGCUUCAGCUUGACAUUGGCUCUCCUCAGGUUAAUAACAUAAUCGAUGCGCUUAAAGGCCUCACAAGGCCGGAAACUAUGCAUGGAGAUUUCAGCUCAUCGCGCGGCCCCAGAGUGAGCGCUACGAAGCAGAUCUUUAUAGAAAGCCUACCACCAGUUCUAAUUCUCCACCUUAAACGCUUCCAAUAUGACAAUGUGACAAAAGGCACCCAGAAGAUCUGGAAAAAAGUCGGGUAUCCUUUAGAACUUGAAAUACCCAAGGAAGUAUUUCCCCAGUCACGCCGAAACAUGUUCGCUGCACAGGGCAGCGGCCUGCCGAAAUAUCGGCUUACUGGCGUCAUAUAUCACCACGGCAAAAGUGCAAGUGGUGGCCAUUAUACAGUUGAACUCCGCCGCCAAGAUGGCCGUGAAUGGAUACGUAUUGACGACACUGAAAUUCUUCGCGUUAGGAGCGACGAUGUUGCCUUCGCUGGUAGCGAGGAAGAUCCCAAAGCCCUUGCUGCAGCUCUAGAACAACAAAAGCUUGCAAGCAAUGGCUCGCAGACGAACAUUUUCCGCCACUUUGAUCAAGAUGAUGAUCAAGAUAGUGACAGUGGAUGGAAUCGUGUCAAUGGCUCAGGCUCGGGCCACGGAAGCAAGAAAUCUAUCAGCUCCCUAGCAAACGGGACUAUUUCUCCAACGUCGGGAGCUUCUACGAGCAAAAGAAUCCCCAGCAACCGGUCGGCCACUCGAGAGAAUAAGGUCGCCUAUUUACUAUUUUAUCAACAGAUCUGA
Molecule: messenger RNA, 2691 nt
Organism: Ophidiomyces ophidiicola
Lineage: Eukaryota; Fungi; Ascomycota; Eurotiomycetes; Onygenales; Onygenaceae
Exons: 5
Coding region: 1-2691 (896 amino acids)
Biological process (GO): protein deubiquitination
Cellular component (GO): cytosol; nucleus
Molecular function (GO): cysteine-type deubiquitinase activity; cysteine-type endopeptidase activity
Source: RefSeq, a predicted model, not a curated record